Lichtheimia ornata is the source of this 273-nucleotide messenger RNA. RefSeq lists its product as uncharacterized. Lineage: Eukaryota; Fungi; Mucoromycota; Mucoromycetes; Mucorales; Lichtheimiaceae. The record is from RefSeq and is a predicted model, not a curated record. Bases 1 to 273 code for a protein of 90 amino acids. Gene Ontology annotation, cellular component: trans-Golgi network. The transcript is spliced from 3 exons.
AUGGCCGAUGACAACUACAUUACGGAAGACGCUGAAGCAAGAGAAGCUCUUGUAAACAAUGUGCUUCAGCUGCAACAACAACUUCGAGCUGUGAUUUCCCGAGUGGAUUCGGCAAAGAAGGAGCAUGAAUCAUUGUUGACCGAGAACCAAAUGUUGCAGAAAUACAUCAACAACUCUUUGACAUCAACAGCUGUAUUUGGUGCAACUGGUGGCGCCAUUAGUCAAUCAGCAGCAGCCAUGAUGAGCAAAACGGCUUACGACAACAAUCAUUGA